CUGAUAAUAAACACGCAUUAGUACGCGUCCUCACUUCCCCACUAUCGAAAUUCUCUGUAACUCGAACGGACGUACGGACUUUCUUUCAGAUAACAAUUAUUACAAUUUACAGGUGAGCAUUCAUUCGUUACACGAGACUAGCCAUCAUCAGCAGAUGAGCGACGCGGAAGAAAUCGAUCUCAGGGCCCAUGUCAUCUCCGAUCGAAAUUGAUCAAGUUCAAGAGAGCGGUGGAAUACCAGGAAACCCACCUGUGACCACCGAACGCCGCUAUGGAUUCUCUCAGAUAGGAUGUGCAGCCGCUGUCAUCCUUAUCAUAGCUGCUGGAGGGGUCGGGGCAGCUCUGAUCGUGGGGGUAACUGAUGCAGGAAUAUUGCUUGCUGUUAUAUUACCAGUUCUAGGAUUCGCCACAGCACUAGCAAGUCUGUUCCUGUGGUGGCAGAACAAAAGAGCGAUACGACAACGUAAAGCAGCAGCUGAUGAGUGGGUGUCUACUACCUAUGCAGGGCAGGCACAGGCCACCUCAAGAUUAUCUGACACAUCCAGGAAUAGUAAUUCCAGUGGUUGGUUCAGAAGAUUUUCCCAGAGGACUUCGACGCAGUCAACUCCGCCACCGGGUUAUCAAAGUGUUGUUGGUGCAAGCUAAUGAUGAUCGUAUUACAAGGUAUAUUGAGUUGUUGGAUUGUAAGAAGGAUGAUUAAACGAUUUCAAUAUCAUAA
Athalia rosae (coleseed sawfly) is the source of this 717-nucleotide messenger RNA. RefSeq lists its product as uncharacterized. Bases 189 to 644 code for a protein of 151 amino acids. NCBI's taxonomy places the organism in Eukaryota, Metazoa, Arthropoda, Insecta, Hymenoptera, Athaliidae. The transcript is spliced from 4 exons. The record is from RefSeq and is a predicted model, not a curated record.